Glycine soja is the source of this 2388-nucleotide messenger RNA. RefSeq lists its product as uncharacterized. Bases 264 to 2015 code for a protein of 583 amino acids. The transcript has a single exon. Lineage: Eukaryota; Viridiplantae; Streptophyta; Magnoliopsida; Fabales; Fabaceae. The record is from RefSeq and is a predicted model, not a curated record. Gene Ontology annotation, molecular function: protein binding.
UUUCACUUCUGAAUAUAUUUGAUUAGCCAAACAAAAACAAACCUUCUUUCUACCAAUUACUUGUUUGUGAAUGAAAAGCAAAACUAAAGUACCAACUAGCAUGGAAGAGCUGUACAACAUAAAACCGCGGGCACAGUGUAAAGUGAGGACUAACUAUAAACAAAGAGAAGCGUGGCGGGAAUGAAAGCCACCCCAAAUGCCCCAACUCGCGAGUGUAGUCCACGCUCCCAAUCCUUGACAUUACUCUUCUCUCCAAAGUGAUUAUGAACAAAAGACUCUCUUUUCUCUCCCACAACGAAAAAUCAAAGAUGAAAGAUUCAACAGAAACAGAUGCUAUCAGCGAUUCCCUUGAGCUUCUGAGUACCUUUCUGGACUCGGAGCUCCCAAGCGUGAGAAACUUCAAAGGGAAAUGGUCACUCGCCCGAGUCAAACUCACCCAACUCCAAACCCACCUCACCGAUUUCUCCGCCGAGUUCCCCAACGCCUCCACCACAAACCCCCUCUCCCUCCACCUCCUCCACUCAAUCUUCAAAACCCUAAACGACGCCGUUUCGCUCUCCCGCUCAUGCCAACCCCAAACCCUCCCAAACGGAAAACUCAAAACCCAAAGCGACCUCGACUCCCUCCUCGCCACCCUCGACCGCCACGUCAGCGACUGCGACAUUCUCUUCCGCAGCGGCCUCCUCCUCGAAAACGACGCCGUUUCCGUUUCCGUUUCCGUUUCAUCGAAACGCGAAGCCAUCCGCUCCGAAUCACGUAACCUAAUAACCCGUCUUCAAAUCGGGUCGCCCGAGUCCAAAGCCUCCGCCAUGGACUCCUUACUGGGCCUUCUCCAAGAGGACGACAAAAACGUGACCAUCGCGGUGGCCCAGGGAGUCGUUCCCGUGCUCGUGCGCCUACUCGAUUCCCCCCCCUCCGACACAAAAGAGAAAACCGUCGCUGCCAUCUCAAAAGUCUCCACCGUGGAAAGCGCGAAGAGCGUGCUUCUCGCGGAGGGCUUGCUCCUUCUCAACCACUUGCUUAGGGUUUUAGAUUCCGGAAGCGGGUUCGCUAUUGAGAAAGCAUGCAUCGCGCUUCGGGCGCUGAGUUUGACGAAGGAGAACGCUAGGGCGAUUGGCUCUCGCGGCGGAAUCUCGUCGCUUUUGGAGAUUUGCCAGGCUGGCACCCCUGGUGCACAGGCUUCUGCCGCCGCCGUGCUGCGCAACCUCGCCGCGUUUGAGGAAAUUAGAGAUAAUUUUGUUGAGGAGAACGCGGUGGUGGUUCUGAUUGCGUUGGCCUCCUCCGGAACCGCGGUGGCGCGUGAAAACGCGGUCGGGUGUUUGUCUAAUUUGAUUAAUUCGGAUUCUUCGUCGGAGGAGACCGAGGGUUUGUCGAAUUUGAGGAUUACGGUGGUGAAAGAAGGUGGUGUUGAGUGUUUGAAGAAUUACUGGGAUUCAGGGACUCAAAUUCAGAGUCUUGAAGUUGCGGUUGUAAUGUUGAGACAUUUGGCUGAAAGUGGUCCAAUUGGUGAAGUUCUUGUUGGUGAAGGUUUUGUUCAGAGGCUUGUUGGGGUGCUGAAUCGUGAGGUUUUGGCGGUUCGGAUUGCGGCGGCGAGGGCGGUUUACGCGUUGGGAUUGAACAGUGGGAGGGCGAGGAAGGAGAUGGGGGAAUUGGGGUGCGUUUUAGGUUUGAUUAAAAUGUUAGAUGGGAAGGGUGUGGAGGAAAAAGAAGCUUCUGCAAUGGCAUUGUCGGUGCUGCUGAUGCACCCGGCGAAUCGGAGGGUUUUCCGCAAGGACGAAAGAGGGGUUGUGAGUGCAGUUCAUCUCUUGAACCCUUCGUUGCAGGGGUUGGAUAAGAAGUACCCUGUUUCGUUGCUCGCUUUGCUUGUUCAUUCCAAGAGUUGCAGGAAGCAAAUGGUGGCUGCUGGAGCCUGUGUAUAUACGCAGAAGCUUGUUGAGAUGGAUGUUCCCGGGUCGAAGAAAUUCUUGGAGAGCCUCGGGCGUGGUAAGAUUUGGGGUGUUUUUGCUAGGCCCUAGAGGUGAUCUUGAAUUUCUGUAACAUGAAAGCCAUGAUUAUUCAUUACAUUGAUCUGUAUGCAUGAUAGGCGUGUUCAGGUUUCUUUUUCCCUUGUAAUUAUUUAUUAAUAAUUGAUGCUUGUAUGUAGAGAGGUAGUACGUUUUUUUCCUAAUGAUUUUAUCUGAGGACUUGUGUUUAUGUUUAGGAACAAUGACAUAAAAGUACAUGAUUUUGCGAUCAGUGGUAGAGUACAACCUAUCCACUUAGCUAAGUUUGGUUGCAUAUAGCAUAGGGAUAGUACAUAGUUGAUUGCUGAAAUACUACUUUGCAUACAAUGCUUUUUACUUGUAAUCAAUGAGGUUGAGUAUGUUCAGAUUGAAAUGUGAUUUUCAA